Indicator indicator is the source of this 1428-nucleotide messenger RNA. It is a transcript of the gene GAS7, whose product is annotated as growth arrest specific 7. The record is from RefSeq and is a predicted model, not a curated record. Lineage: Eukaryota; Metazoa; Chordata; Aves; Piciformes; Indicatoridae. The coding region runs from base 1 to 1428 and encodes 475 amino acids. Gene Ontology annotation, cellular component: actin filament; cytoplasm; plasma membrane. Gene Ontology annotation, biological process: actin filament polymerization; neuron projection morphogenesis. Gene Ontology annotation, molecular function: actin filament binding. The transcript has 14 exons.
AUGUCGGGCGCUCGCUGCCAGACGCUGUACCCCUUCUCCGGGGAGCGGCACCGGCAGGGGCUGCGCUUCGCCGCGGGGGAGCUGAUCACGGUGCUGCAGGUGCCAGACGGCGGCUGGUGGGAAGGGCAGAAGGAGGACGGUCUGCGCGGCUGGUUCCCGGCCAGCUACGUGCAGCUCCUGGAGAAACCCAGAAAGGCAACUCCUCAGACAGGAGAAGAUACCUUGAAUGGCCAUCUGCCCCCUGGCUGGCAGAGCUAUGUGUCCCCUCAGGGCAGGAGGUACUAUGUGAACACCGUCACAAAUGAAACAACCUGGGAGCGUCCGAGCAGUGUGCCUGGGACCCCGAAGAGCCCUCCUGCUAACUCUGCCUCUGUUCUUCCAGUGAAUGGCUACCACAUCUCUGGAACUCCAGUGCACCAGCUCGACUCUGGCCAUGUAAGUCUCCAAAAAGUCAGUGGGGACCCCCAGAGCCCGGGGUCCCCGGCAGCGCCGCGGCGGCAGAGCAAGGAGAGCAGUCUGACGAUAAACUGUGUAACUUUCCCCCACCCUGAUGUAAUGCCAGAGCAGCAGUUGCUGAAACCUUCAGAGUGGAGCUACUGUGAUUAUUUCUGGGCUGACAAGAAGGACUCCCAAGGGAACAACACGGUGUCAGGGUUUGAAAUUCUGCUUCAAAAGCAACUUAAAGGGAAACAAAUGCAAAAAGAAAUGGCAGAGUUUGUUCGAGAAAGGAUAAAGAUUGAGGAGGAAUAUGCUAAGAACCUGUCCAAGCUGUCUCAGAAUUCCUUGGCUGCUCAGGAGGAAGGGACACUAGGAGAAGCUUGGGCUCAGCUAAAGAAGAGUCUGGCUGAUGAAGCAGAGGUCCAUCUCAAAUUUUCUUCUAAGCUUCAGAGUGAGGUAGAAAAACCACUGCUAAACUUCAGAGAGAACUUCAAGAAGGACAUGAAGAAGUGUGACCACCACAUCGCAGACUUACGGAAGCAACUGGCCAGCCGCUACGCUGCAGUUGAAAAGGCCCGGAAAGCCUUGACAGAGAGACAGAAGGAUCUGGAAAUGAAAACACAGCAGCUAGAGGUGAAGCUCAGCAACAAGACAGAAGAGGAGAUUAAGAAGGCAAGAAGGAAGUCUACUCAGGCAGGAGAUGACCUGAUGCGCUGUGUGGAUCUUUACAAUCAAGCCCAGUCCAAGUGGUUUGAGGAGAUGGUGACCACCACCCUGGAACUGGAGAGACUGGAAGUGGAAAGGGUAGAGAUGAUCCGGCAGCACCUUUGCCAGUACACACAGCUGCGUCACGAGACAGACAUGUUCAACCAAAGUACAGUAGAGCUCGUGGAUCAGCUGCUUCGGAAAGUGGAUCCUGCCAAAGACAGGGAACUGUGGGUCAAAGAACACAAAACUGGAGACAUCCGACCUGUGGACAUGGAAAUAUAG